Molecule: messenger RNA, 1351 nt
Organism: Clupea harengus (Atlantic herring)
Lineage: Eukaryota; Metazoa; Chordata; Actinopteri; Clupeiformes; Clupeidae
Product: ganglioside GM2 activator
Biological process (GO): lipid transport; ganglioside catabolic process
Cellular component (GO): cytoplasmic side of plasma membrane
Molecular function (GO): lipid carrier activity; enzyme activator activity
Source: RefSeq, a predicted model, not a curated record
AGUCAAAGCAGAAGUUACACCAUCAGCGUGAACACUCGCGUUUGAAUCUUGUAGGUGAUUCCUUCUCGUUUUGGCAGUGGUCUAACCGCUUUAGCAGAACAACAUACUCUCUCUUCGGCAGUUAGCUAGACCUACGUUUUAUCUGCAGAUUGCUCUGAUAACCAGCCAUGAGAAUGAGCCAUUACCUGAGUAUAUUGUUGUUAUUGUGCAUCGCAAGCCUUUUAACGCAGUCCACAUGUACCUUGCACUCUAGACCGCGUCCGAAAUUGAAAGGGAUCCUGGGGUUUGCGUGGAAAAACUGUGGAUCACCUGAUGACCCAGCUGUCAUGAAGACCCUAUCGAUAUCGCCAGACCCAAUCUCUGUCCCAGGAAACCUGAUGGCAAGUGCGAUGGGGACAACAUCAGUUGCGCUCAGCUCUCCCCUGUCUUUGAAUGUGACCUUGGAGAAGGAAGUAGCUGGUUUCUGGGUCAAGAUACCGUGCUUGGAGGAGAUUGGGAGUUGUCACUACCCCGACGCCUGUGACCUGCUUGACCAGCUGAUCCCUCCUGGGCAGGACUGUCCUGAGCCCCUGCACACAUACGGCAUACCAUGCCACUGCCCCUUCAAAGCUGGGGACUACACGUUGCCACAGUCGGAGUUCUACUUGCCUGACAUAGACCUGCCCUUCUGGCUCACCAACGGGAACUACAGAGCCCAGGGGGUCCUGGGAGCAGACGGGAAGGAGCUGGGCUGCCUUAAAGUGAGCCUGUCCAUGCACUCUACCUGAGCCCAGGUCCUCAGCUGGACCAACAGCGUCACCUGCACAGGGGGCCAUCACUCUUCUGCACAAUCAUGUCCGCCAUUUCCCCCAAGAGAUGCACGGACAGUUAAAUGAGUAUCUGUCAGAGUUUCAUAGAUGGGACACUCUAACCCUAACCCUAUUUCAAAUCAACCAGGGUUUCAUAAAAACCAAAAGAAUUGAGGUUGGGGGGGAAAAAAAACACAGAAAUGGCUGAAUCGACGUGGAGUAGACCACAUGCUGUGUCAGUUUUUGUAAGCUCUUUUUCAGAUGGAAAUGCAGGCCUAAAACUGCAACAGCCUAUAUUAAUGCUAGUGAUCUGUAGUUGACGAUCUGAAAAGCUGUCAUUUCAUCUCCAACCACACAGUAUGUCUUAUGUGUGUAUGGCUUUAACUGGGAGGUGGUAGGGAUGGCAGCCUGUCUCUGUGUUUGAUAAGGGACAUUGUGCUCACAGCUGGUGAUCAUUGGUGAAGAGAGAAUUUGCCUGAAUUACUGCUGUUUUUAUCUUUCAGAAAUGCACUUACAAUAGUAUUUUUUUAUUGUUUUGUUUAAUAAACAGUCACUGCUCUGCG